AGCGAAGGGAGGAGCUGCCCCAGCCCCAGAGCCAGAACCGUGAGUCACCUGCAAAAGGGGGCUUGUUCAACUAUAACUCCGCACUUCGCCCAGCCCAGCCCAGCCCAGCCCAGCCAGCCAGCCUCCUCCUCCGACUGCAGCUGGAACGCAACCUCCAGCCCGCAGGAGCCCUCCUGGUUUAGAGGGAGACCACAGCCCUCUGCAGCCAGAGAGGCGGAUUUCUUGUCCUACCGCCAUCCAAUCGGACGCGCCAGGCAGAAGACCCCUCCUCUUCCCGCUAUCCCGGUUGAAUGUGCAGCCGCCCGUUCGGCAACGGUACCCAAGCAGGUCACAAGAGGACAGCAUGAAAGAGGUGGUGCUCCCCAACGCCACUGAAGAUCAGCGGCCAGGCUGGUUCGUGUCCAGCAACGUCAGCAGCAACUCCUUGUAUCUCUCGGAGGCUCCUCCUCCACUGCCCUUGAAUCCUUGGGAUGUGGUGCUUUGCAUUUCCGGGACCAUCAUCUCCUGCGAGAAUGCCAUUGUGGUAGCCAUCAUUUUCUACACCCCUGCCUUCCGGACUCCAAUGUUCCUGCUGAUUGGAAGCUUAGCCACUGCUGACCUUUUGGCCGGCUUGGGCCUCAUCUUCCACUUUGCCUUUGUUUACUGCAUCCAGUCGCAGGCAGUGAACCUCAUCACGGUGGGCCUCCUGGUGACCUCCUUCACAGCCAGCGUGGGCAGCCUCCUGGCCAUCACCAUAGACCGUUACUUGUCCCUCUACAAUGCACUGACUUACUAUUCAGAAAGGACUGUUACCCGGACAUACAUCAUGCUCAUUAUUACCUGGGGGGUCUCCAUCUGCUUUGGGCUCUUGCCCAUUAUGGGCUGGAAUUGCCUGAAAGAUGACUCUACCUGCAGCAGCAUCAAGCCAUUGACCAAGAACCACCUCAUUAUCCUCUCCAUCUCCUUUUUCAUGGUCUUUGCCAUGAUGCUGCAGCUCUAUGUCCAGAUUUGCAAGAUCGUUUGCAGGCACGCCCAACAGAUUGCCCUCCAGAGGCACUUUUUGGCAACUUCGCACUACGUCACCACUAGGAAAGGGAUCUCUACUUUGGCUGUCAUCCUGGGGACCUUUGCUUCUUGCUGGCUGCCCUUUGCCAUUUACUGCCUCCUGGGUGAUUAUACCUACCCAGCCCUCUAUACUUAUAUGACAGUACUCCCUGCUACCUACAAUUCCAUGAUCAACCCUGUGAUCUAUGCCUUCAGGAACCAAGAAAUCCAGAAAGUGUUAUGGACUAUCUGCUGUGGCUGCAUUUCUUCCACCAUGCCUUUCCGAUCCAGAUCUCACAGUGACGUCUGAAUCAUAACUCUCUCAAUGAUCCCACUUUGCUCAAAGACGAAUCUGCAAAAAGCCUUUCACCGCCCGCCCACCCCAGCACAAUCCACUGGAAUGUUUGAGAGCCAUCAAAUACACCUCACCCCUUUCUCAUUUCCUUUACCCCAUGUGAGUGAACCUGCUGUUUUAGCUUUUAUUUAUUUUUCACAUCAGAAGAAAAAAGAGAAAUAAUUUUAUUUUUUUAUCCAUACUUUUUUUUUAAAGCAUGUUUCUGCCAGAUUGUGGCACGUGUGUGUAUUAGUUACAUGUCUGAAAUUUGAUGUCAGUAGUUUAUUUGAAAUCUUUAUAAUGCAUUAUUUUCUUAAAGGACAAGUGGGAAGAAACCUCAAUUUUUGACCUUGCUUUUUUGAGUUUCUACAGCUUUAAUUACCUCAGAUCUUCAGAAAAUAUUUUUCUACAUUUAAACAAAUUCCAUUGUGUCCCUUUCCAUCUUUUAUUACCCCUCCCCUGGAAGAAGAGAGUGAGUUUGUGUGUGUCCAGAAAUAUGCCAGCUUUUAAAAGAAAUGUAUGCAUUAUUUAUUUAUUUGUUUGUUUAUAUUUACCAGCUUUUAAAAACAAAAUAGAUUUUCCUCUGUUCUGUAUUUUGCUGCCCUCUGGUGUUCAUUCUGUUUUAUGCACACAACGGUAUGUAGAGGGGGUUGGGAGAAAGGAAUCUUUUGCAUGUCUAACCAAGCCAGUAUUAAUAAAUGGAAUGUGUAACUAUUAGAAUAAACAAUGCAAGUUGAAAGAGAUUAAUAUAAUGCUAAGGCUGCAAUCCUAUACACAUUUCCCUGAGAAUAAGUUCCCCUGAACUCAGGAAGACUUACUUUAAGUGGACCUGCAUAGGAUUGCGCCAUAAUGAACCUCAGAGGUACUACUCUAGAAUAAGUGAUUGAAGGAUCACCGUCAUUGCACUAGGAGUACAGAAGAAGGAGGAACAUUUCUGAACAUGGAGAACCAGAAUCAGUGAUGACAAUGAGUCAGCCAACAUUGCAAGCUGUGGAUCAGAUCAUCUUUAUUAACUUUCCCCAACCCUCCAGAUGAUGUUGGACUACAACUCCCAUCACCCUUGACCAUUGGCCAUACUGGCUGGACUGAUGGGAGUUGGAGUCCAACAAUAUCUGGAGGGUUGGGGAAGGCUGAUCUAUAUACUGUUCCCCACCCCCCCUCCUUCAAAUUUGCACAAUCCUGGCAAGGAAAUAAAUGUAACAUGGCACUUUUGGAAAUCUGAAGUUUUUACUACUGUGUUGCAGAGCACCUUAAAAUAUGCUCUGUGUGAGUUGAAAAGCACUGUAUACUUUUGUUUACA
Molecule: messenger RNA, 2657 nt
Organism: Rhineura floridana
Lineage: Eukaryota; Metazoa; Chordata; Lepidosauria; Squamata; Rhineuridae
Gene: GPR3
Product: G protein-coupled receptor 3
Exons: 2
Coding region: 344-1333 (329 amino acids)
Biological process (GO): G protein-coupled receptor signaling pathway
Cellular component (GO): membrane
Molecular function (GO): G protein-coupled receptor activity
Source: RefSeq, a predicted model, not a curated record